AUGACUGCCUCCGUGGAUUCAACUUUGUCAAACGCUGUGACACGCUGUAUUAAGCGCACUAUCGAGGCCCUCAGCUCGGCUGCCGACGAGCACGGUGAGGUGAAGGAAGACACCACUCUGCAGAAAGCGUUUCACGAAGCUGGCCAAACUCUUCCUCUUAUUCAGCAAGCACUUGAAGAAUCCCGAGCCGAACUCCAGGGAGUGACCCAGAAGACUCUGGAGUCGCUGCAAGAGUGCUAUGCCAAAGCCGAUAUCUGCAAGGCUAUCUUCCUGGCUGUCGCUGGUGCGCAGCCUGAGAAAAGGCAGGAAGCCUACAAGGAGGCCGUUCAAAAGAGAAGCAAAGGAAGGACAGUUGAACAGUUGGUAAUCGGGAUUGCAACUGAUGUUUGCGGACUGGGCGAGAUACUCGCCAUCCAGAAGCAUGUUGAGGGACUACGUGGUGCCAUCGACCGCCUCAGCAACAUGGAGCCGUCCCUGCCGAAGGCAAAGACUGACGGCGUCUUCAAUCACUAUGGCUCCGGCGACCAACUCAACGCUCCUGGCGGUACCGUGAACAAGAGCACAGGCAGUGGCAAUCACUUUCCUGGGGGUUCUUUCUUUGGAUCUAUGACUUUUGGCAAUAAUCCGUCUUGA
Molecule: messenger RNA, 633 nt
Organism: Fusarium keratoplasticum
Lineage: Eukaryota; Fungi; Ascomycota; Sordariomycetes; Hypocreales; Nectriaceae
Exons: 1
Coding region: 1-633 (210 amino acids)
Source: RefSeq, a predicted model, not a curated record